AUGGCAAUCAAGACUGAACUUCGAGAGUACGCUCAUAGAAGAAGCAACACAGGCCCAUAUGCCGACAACCUAGAAGUGGACGCCUUGGUUGUUGGUGGUGGGUUUGGUGGUGUCUUCUGCUUCUACUUACUGCGCAAAGCUGGAUUCAAGACCGUCAUAUACGAGGCAGGAAACGAUCUCGGCGGCACCUGGAGAUGGAACUGCUACCCAGGGGCCAUGGUAGACUCAGAGAUCCCAGAAUAUCAGUUGUCGAUCCCUGAAACCUACAAAGACUGGACCUGGCCUUCCAAUUAUCCGACCUACAAGGAUCUUAGGGCCUAUUUUGACCAUGUCGACAAAGUUCUGGACAUCAAGAGCAACACCGCAUUCGACAGUGUCGUCGUCGAUGCACAAUUUGACACAAAAGCGGGACGCUGGCAUGUCAAGACUGCGGAUGGUAGAGUCGCAAAGGCCAAAUAUCUGGUGGUUGCAGCAGGUUUUGCGGCGAAGCGGUAUGUGCCGGAUGACUUUGUCGGAAUAGACUCUUUCAAGGGUGUCAUUCACCAUUCGUCAUUCUGGCCGGACCUCAACAUCGAUGUCACUGGUAAGAGAUGCGGUGUCAUUGGUACUGGAGCCUCUGGGGUUCAGAUUGCUCAAGCUUGGGGGCCCAAGGCGGGUCACCUUGAAGUCUUCCAAAGGACACCAAAUCUGGCAGUGCCGAUGCGUAAGAGAGAUUUAACAGCAGAAGAGCAAAACAAGGCCAAGGCAAAUUAUCCAGAGCUGUUCAAUUUCAGAGAGAAAUGCUUCGGUGGUUUCCUCUACACUUUCUCAGAGCGCAGUACUUGGGAAGACACCCCAGAGGAGCGGGAAGCCUUCUACCAAAAAUUGUGGGAUGACGGUGGUUUCCGCUUCUGGCUUGGGAAUUACAAAGAUUACCUAUAUGAUCCCAAGGCCAACCGUGAAGCUUACAAUUUCUGGGCGAGAAAUGUUCGAAAUCGUAUUGGUGACGCGAAGACGAGAGACUUGCUGGCGCCUCUGGAGCCUCCACAUCCAUUCGGUGUCAAACGCCCUUGCCUAGAGUACUCAUACUAUGAGCAGUUCAAUCGUCCAAAUGUCGACUUGGUUGACAUAAAGAACAAUCCGAUUGUGGGAUUUACUGAGAAAGGCAUUAAGUUGAAAGACGGCAGUGUCCACGAGCUCGACGUAAUUUGCAUUGCUACCGGAUUUGACGUCGUUACAGGAGGAAUGACGGCCAUGGGACUACGCAGUAUCACUGGCGAAUACCUCGCCGACCAGUGGAAGAAAGCCGCCUACACGUAUUUGGGCACAACAAUCAGCGGAUAUCCCAAUAUGUUCCACCUCUACGGACCUCAUGGACCAACUCUCCUUUCCAACGGACCCACAAGCGUUGAGGUCCAAGGACGUUGGAUCGUUGAUGCCAUCAAGCAGGUCGAACGCCAAGGCUUGAAAUACAUUAAUCCAACCAAUGAGGCGUCAGAGAAGUGGAAGAAACACAUCAAUGAACUGUCCGAUAUCAGUCUCUUCCCCACAACCAAGUCUACCUAUAUGGGAGGUAGUAAGCCAGACAAGGCUUUCGAGCAGGUCAACUAUGCUGGAGGUCUUGCUCAUUACGGUGAAGAGAUAAGGCAAACUCUACCAGCCUUUGUAGGGUUUGAAAAGGUUAAAUAG
Exophiala aquamarina CBS 119918 is the source of this 1668-nucleotide messenger RNA. RefSeq lists its product as uncharacterized. The transcript has 4 exons. The record is from RefSeq and is a predicted model, not a curated record. Lineage: Eukaryota; Fungi; Ascomycota; Eurotiomycetes; Chaetothyriales; Herpotrichiellaceae. The coding region runs from base 1 to 1668 and encodes 555 amino acids. Gene Ontology annotation, molecular function: NADP binding; flavin adenine dinucleotide binding; N,N-dimethylaniline monooxygenase activity.